Messenger RNA from Asparagus officinalis (garden asparagus), 1728 nucleotides. RefSeq names its product probable inactive serine/threonine-protein kinase bub1. The record is from RefSeq and is a predicted model, not a curated record. Bases 1 to 1524 code for a protein of 507 amino acids. Lineage: Eukaryota; Viridiplantae; Streptophyta; Magnoliopsida; Asparagales; Asparagaceae. Gene Ontology annotation, biological process: mitotic spindle assembly checkpoint signaling; meiotic sister chromatid cohesion, centromeric. The transcript is spliced from 7 exons. Gene Ontology annotation, molecular function: protein kinase activity.
AUGGACGUGUUGCACUUCGACGUGCCUCUCAUAUCGACGAGGCGGGCCUCGAGCGGCCACGGAGGCAUUCGAAAGAUGAAGGAAUCUCUACCUCCUCAGAUUCUCAGAGAGAAGCUCCCUCGAUUCCUUCAGAAAUGCGCUGAGGCCUUUGAAUCCGACCGUCGGUAUCGAAACGAUUCGAGAUACAUUCGUGUUUGGAUUCAGUUGAUGGAUUAUGUGGAUGAUGCGAGGGUUAUUUUGAGGAAGAUGGAGAAUAACCAGAUUGGAUUGAAGCGAGCUAUGUUUUACUCUGCGUAUGCUUUAUAUUAUGAGAAGAAGAAGAAGUUUGAAAAGGCAGAGAAUAUGUAUCGUUUGGGGGUUCAAAAUCUUGCAGAGCCCGCAGCCGAGAUACAAAAAUCAUAUGAUCAGUUUCUUCAUCGUAUGAAGCUCCUCAAGGAAAGGAAAAAGAAAAUGCAGAAAGCAAUGCUCACCAACAAUGGCAUUCCUUCUCAGCAAGGGAAAACUACAAUGACAGAGAACCAAAGAUUAGAGAAAGGUGAGACAUCUCAUGUAUCAGCUUCUAAGAUCAAUUCUCGGGAUCAACACAAACGUUUUGAACACAUAAAUUCUACGGAAUGCUGUAAAGCUAGCACAAUCCCCGAGGAUGAAGGAAAUGCUGCUAAGAAUGUGUACAGGUCAACCUCUUGCGGUGAUGACACUGUUGUGGUGAAGUUUGUAGGCUCUGCAAUUGUAGGCAAAUCUGAAGCAGAAGAUGCUUGCCACCACGGCCUGGUGGACCCCACGAUCAACAUGAAGGAGGCAAUGAAUGCUAUCGGCAGCAUGUUUAAAGAACCCUUGGAGCAAGAUCCAGUUGCCAGAAGAAGAAUGCGCCAAAUUAAUCCAAAGCCUAAGGAAAACCAGCAGAGCAAUGUGCUUCAAGUUUUUGUUGAUGAAAGCUUAGACGAAGCACAGCCUAAUUCACCAGGAAAAAAUGAAGUCAAGGCACAGCAGCCCUUUGUUGGUGCGUUCAAGAUAUGGACAGAAGAUGAUGAUGAUAAUGAUGACGACGAGGAAAAUGAUGUUGAUGAAGAGCUUAAGGAAGAGCCUAAAUCAGAUAGUAUUGAAACCAAAACCUAUAGAUCUGAAGAUGUUCGGAUAAAUGGUGACACAGUCAUUCGGAGAUUUGUGGGGUCCACUGUUUUCGACGACCCAGAGGUGGAGAAUGCAUUGCAUCACGGUUUGGUGGACCCCACUAUUAACCUGAAGGAAGCCAUGGAUGAUAUUAACAGCAUGUUUGGUAAACCGCUGAAUUUUGUUAGAGCAAGCAGACCAAAGAAGCAAGCCAAACUGACAGAAAAGAAACCAGCGAGCGAGGGUUUCUGUAUAUUAGCUGAUGAUGAAUUGGAAGAAGGUUCGACGCGUCAGGCUCCGAAAAAAUUCUCCUCCAAGGUUGGUGGAGAAAAUGAUUUGUUUGAACCGACCGUUUUCACUAGGGAAGCCAUGGAUGAUAUCAAUGAAAUGUUUGGAAAAUCAUUGGAUUUCUAAGAGAAGAGGCAUUUUUUAGUUUUCCCCCCUUUGAGUUGUUUUUUGUGGUUUUUUAAGGGAAUUACAUUGGUAUUCCCCUAUGAGAUACUUCACUGUCAUAAAACUAAUUCGUGUCAGUUGGGAAUCACAUUGGUACUUCCCUGUGGAGAAAGUGAACAGAAUUUCUUGUUUUCUCCUCCUCAACCUCCUCCUCUUUCUUCUUUA